Messenger RNA from Racocetra persica, 806 nucleotides. The record is from the annotation of a GenBank genome assembly. Lineage: Eukaryota; Fungi; Glomeromycota; Glomeromycetes; Diversisporales; Gigasporaceae.
AUGAAGAAUCUCAUAAUACCUUAUCACUUAUUUAUACAUAUUGCAUAUAAAUUUAAUAGUAAAAUCUUCAUUAUUACAGUUGUAUCUAAUAAUGAAAAUUCACUGAAGCUAGGCUUUCAGUAUACUUGUGAUGUAAUUAGAACAGAUAAUAUUGAAUCAAGUCCAUCAACAGCAAUUAACAAAUGCUAUCAAAAUACUUUUAAAACAAAAACUGAAUACUCUGGUUUGGCCAUAAUAGAAUUCAAAAACGAAAAUAUUAUUCAACAGUUGAUCAAUGAUAUAGUAUUUUUUCCAAUAUUUGUUCGUAUAGAAAAGCUUGCUAUGGUAAUAACAAACAUUGGUGAUCUAGAUAAAAAUAGAUUCUAUGAAAUUGGCACUGAAUUUGUUUCUUCGUAUACUAAUAUAAUACCUGUUUCAAAAAAAGAAUCGUCUAUAGAAUUUUGGAGCAAAGCCUUAGAUCCUAUUGCUGAUAGAAAGUUAUUAAAAAGUCUUUAUGAAAAUAAUGUUAUACAAUUAGAUAAAAAAAUUUCAGCACCAGUACCAAAACCACAUCUGCAAGAUACAAUAUUCUGGAAUAGCUUUAGAGACACUAUGCUUUCAAACAAAAGAGGAUCAGAUGAUAAAAUUCAUAUUCUUUUAAUUAUUGCUCUGAAGUUUAAAUACUGCGUUCUCAAAAAAGAAUUAGCAAUUGAAUCUGAAACAAUAAAUAAAGCUAGAAAACAUGCCCUACUUUAUGAUCCAGACAUACCAUCUUUACAAAAACCUAUAAGAACCAUUCAUCGAUUCUCUAAUGUUCAAGAAAAUCA